Phytomonas sp. EM1 is the source of this 603-nucleotide messenger RNA. The record is from the annotation of a GenBank genome assembly. Lineage: Eukaryota; Euglenozoa; Kinetoplastea; Trypanosomatida; Trypanosomatidae.
AUGCGAUCAGCUCGCAUCGUUGAGUUACAAACCUUGGAGGGCGCUUUAUGGAUAGAGCUUUACGAUGGUUCUGCGGCGGAGCUUUCUGAUUCCUUCUCCAGGCUUGCCAUGAGCGGGCAGCUGUGCGGUCCUGUCUUUACCAGGCUAAUUCCUGGCUUCAUGCUGAUGGGCAACGCGUUGGGCUUUCAAGGUGGUCCUGUGUUGGGUCAGUUAGCGUUGCACUCUCUGGCUUCCUCUGGAACACCCAACCUGCAUCAUGUGGGCGCUGGGUUGCUGACAUCCAGGGUGGUUCCCGGUGAGAUACCUACUGCAUCAUUUGCUAUAACGCUCUCGCCGCAGCCCAAACUCGACUCCCACUACACCAUAUUUGGCCGUGUGUACUUAGGAAUGUCGAUUAUUGAAAAGAUUAGCAAAAUGCAAGUUAAUGAAAACUUCGAACUGUAUACACCGCUUGUUGUGCAGAGUUGUGGGAUUCUGCGACUUCCAAUGCGGAAAAGGCCACCAAGCAGGUACGCUGAGUCUGAAGGUACGGACACUUUCAGUGCGGUGAAGGUGCUUCACGUUGCGAAGUCCAGUCUCCUUCAGGCCCUUGUUGCUGAUUAA